UAGAAAGACAGUAUAGUCUAUGCUCUUUGAGACUUAUAGAAUUCAUUGAAUCGGAGGAGCACCAGAAACAUAAGUAGUAUAAUGAAAUUAACUCUAGUAAUUUUAGCCUGUUUGGCAGUAGCGGUCCACUCGAUCCCCGUCGAGAAGGAUGUCAAAAUAGCUGAUAAGACACUUUUGGAGAAGCAAAAAUUCUUCUUCGAGAUGCUUCGUCAUGUUGGUGAGCCCUUGAUGCUAGAUGAAUACAUGAAGCACGGUGAGAAGCUGAUUUUCGAUGAAUCAAAAUAUACGAUGAUCGAUGAAUAUAUGAAAAUGUUCUAUGAAAACUACAAGAUGGGUGAACUUUUGGCCCAAGAUGAUUUCUUCAGUGUUGUGAAUAAGCAUCACAUCAAACAAGCCACAGGACUCUUCCACUUCUUCUUGAAUGCCAAGGACUGGGAAACAUUGGUUGACAAUAUUGUCUGGGCCCGCAUGAACUGCAACCAGGGAAUGUUCGUUUUCGCCUUGAACAUGGCCGUGAUCCACCGUGCCGAUUUGGCUGGAAUUAUGCUACCAACCAUCUAUGAGAUCUUCCCACAGAUGUUCUUCAAUGGCAAACUUAUCAUGCAAGCUGAGAAAUUCGACUGGGAAUUGUGGAACAAACAGAUCAUGUACGAGAAGCAAUGGCUGUCGAUCUUCGAGAAGAAACACGCCAAGAACAUGCACGACAAACAAUACCACAUGAAGGACUUUAAGAUGUGGCAAUGGUGGAAAUUGAUGGGUCUUGACCAAGACUGGCAUUUGGAAGAAAAGUGCAUUCUCCGCGAAGACAUGGAAGCCAUGAAGAACGACCCCAAAUGGAUGGAAUGGAUGAAUGAAAUGAAGAUGGUCUGGAUGCCUGUUGACUACAGCCGUGACAUUGAGAUCAUGAACGAAGAAUCCAAAUUGGCUUACCUCACUGAAGAUUUGGGCUGGAACGCAUACUGGUACUACUUGAACAUGGACUAUUCGAUGAUUUUGGACAGCAACCAGAUCCCUCUGAAGAAGGACCGUCGUGGUGAAUGGUGGUUGUACAAUGUCCAACAGAUCUUGGCCCGUUACUACAUGGAACGUUUGUCACAUGGAAUGGGAGAGAUCAGUGAACUCUCAUGGCAUGGAGCUAUUCAGAUGGGCUAUGAUCCUAAAUUGAUUGCCUACAAUGGUAUUGGCUUCACAAUGCGUAAGAACUACUGGGAAAUUGAAUCUCACAUGAACGAGGAGAUGCUUCAAAAAAUCAUGAACAUGGAACGUCGCAUCAUUGAUGCUCUAGAAUACGGAAAAAUUAAGACAUUGGACGGAGAGAGCAUUGAUCUGAUGAAGCCUGAAUCCAUUGAAAUUGUUGGAAACAUGUUGCAAGGAAACAUGGAAAUGAUCGACCGUUCCUUCUUCGGCCAUUGGUUGAAACUCGCCAGCAUGUACCUGGCUGGUGAAGAUUACGAGGCUAUGACUGUGAUGCCAAAUGCCAUGAUGAACUACGAAACAAUGUUGCGUGACCCACUCUACUACCAACUUUUGAAGAAGGCCAUGGUUAUGCUGAAGAGCUACAAGAAAAUGAUUCCAUCAUACAAACAUGACGAUCUUCUGAUGCAAGGAGUCACCAUUCAGGACGUGAAAGUUGACAAGAUGAUGACCUACUUCGAUUUAGUGGAUACCGAUGUCACCAAUCUCAUGAACCACAACCAGAUCUACGAGAACGGCAAGAUGACCUGGGACAAGACUCUAUUGGCUCGUCAAAUGCGUUUGAACCACAAACCAUACACUGUUGAGAUGAUGGUUAAGGCUGACCAAGCUCAAAAGGUUGUCAUCCGCACCUUCUUGGCUCCAGAAUUCGAUGAAUUUGGCCGCACAAUCGACUUGAUGAAACACCGUGAGAACAUCAUGGAAAUCGAUGCCUUCACCUACGACCUGGUUAUGGGUGAGAACAUGAUCAAACGAUCAUCCAUGGACUACGUGUGGACCAGCAAGGACCGUACCACCUUCGCUGAACUUUACAAAAUGGUUAUGAUGGCCAGCGAAGACAAAACCAAACUUCGUUUGGACGUUUCUCAACCUCACUGUGCCUUCCCAGCUCGCUUGGUCUUGCCACGUGGUUGGGUCAAGGGUAUGCCAAUGAAGAUGAUCGUUAUGAUCAGCCCCUACAAGAUGGACCAAGAACAACACAUGACAUACGACCACAGUUACUUGUGCGGUAUUGGAUCAGGAGCUCGUUUCGUUGAUAACAUGCCAUUCGGUUAUCCAUUCGACAGGAAGAUCGAGAACAUGAGGGACAUGGUUGUGCCAAACAUGUUCUGGAAGGACGUGAAGAUCUACCACAUGGACAAAUUUGAGAAAUACGAACACAAAUACGAAAAUUUCGGAACCUUUGACUACCAUCUGGCGUAGAGUUUGUCAUUUUAGAUGCAUAACGCGUAGAAUUAAUGUAUGUAUGUGUUUUGAUGGGCAAUAAGUGACAUUUUAUGUGUCAUCUAGCUCGUCAAUGAUUAGUAGCUUUCAAAGAUUCUCGUUGUUAAUAAAAUAGAACUCUAAAUAAAUUGCGUAUAGUUAACGAAAAAUAAA
Messenger RNA from Eupeodes corollae, 2571 nucleotides. RefSeq names its product larval serum protein 1 beta chain-like. The transcript has 3 exons. The coding region runs from base 82 to 2397 and encodes 771 amino acids. NCBI's taxonomy places the organism in Eukaryota, Metazoa, Arthropoda, Insecta, Diptera, Syrphidae. The record is from RefSeq and is a predicted model, not a curated record.